CAGCGGAAGCCAACUGAACGGCCUCGAAGUAGCCAGCUUAGGCCUCUCGGCGACUUCCCGGGCCCCACACUCCAAGAAAAAAGCCACAGUCCCCGCGCCGCUGGCCGCGGAGCCCCUGACCCCACCUUCCAGGCCCUUCCGGCGGCCGCCGCCCUUUAACCCCCGGAAGUGGGCGGGAGAGGAAGCGGCUGGUGAUGCUGGAACAAAUAUGGCCGCCCCGGCGCCCGUCGGCUCUUUGGGCUCCCGCAGUCCUCGGCUGACCGCCGGCCUUCGGCUGUUCCCACUACUGGGGCUGCUGCAGCUGCUGGUCGAGCCUGGCCUGGGCCGCGUCCACCACCUGGCGCUCAAGGAUGAUGUGAGGCAUAAGGUUCAUCUGAACACCUUUGGAUUCUUCAAGAAUGGGUACAUGAUGGUGAAUGUCAGUAGCCUUUCAGUGAGUGAGCCUCAAGGAGCCACAGACAAGGACGCAACUAUUGGAUUCAGCCUAGACCGCACAAAGAAUGAUGGAUUUUCUUCUUAUCUGGAUGAAGAUGUGAAUUACUGUAUUUUAAAGAAACAGUCUGCCUCUGUCACCCUUCUAAUCCUAGACAUCUCCAGAAGUGAAGUGCGAAUAAGAUCUCCACCAGAAGCUGGUACCCAGUUACCAAAGAUCAUCUUCAGCAAGGAUGAGAAAGUCCUUGGUCAGAGCCAGGAGCCUGGCGUUAAUGCUGUUUCAGCAGGGAGCCAGACUCAGAAAAAACAAGACAGUGGAAAGUCUGAAAGAAGUACAGUGGAUUCAAAGGCAACAGGAGAGAAAUCCUUUUCUGUUCGUAAUAAUGAUGGGGCAGUUUCAUUUCAGUUUUUCUUUAACAUCAGCACUGAAGACCAAGAAGGCCUCUACAGUCUUUAUUUUCAUAAAUGCCCUGGAAGUGAAGUACGGUCUAACGACAAGUUUUCAUUCAGCCUCGAUAUCGAGAUCACAGAGAAGAAUCCUGACAGCUACCUCUCAGCGGGAGAAAUUCCUCUCCCCAAAUUAUACAUUUCUAUGGCCUUUUUCUUCUUGCUCUCUGGGACAAUCUGGAUUCACAUCCUUCGAAAACGACGGAAUGAUGUAUUUAAAAUUCACUGGUUGAUGGCCGCCCUUCCUUUCACCAAGUCUCUUUCCUUGGUGUUCCACGCAAUCGACUACCACUAUAUCUCCUCCCAGGGCUUCCCGAUCGAAGGGUGGGCUGUGGUGUACUACAUCACUCACCUCUUGAAAGGGGCCCUGCUGUUCAUCACCAUCGCACUCAUUGGCACCGGCUGGGCUUUCAUUAAGCACAUCCUUUCUGAUAAAGACAAAAAGAUCUUCAUGAUUGUCAUCCCGCUUCAGGUCCUUGCAAACGUGGCCUAUAUCAUCAUAGAGUCCACCGAGGAGGGGACGACUGAGUAUGGCUUGUGGAAGGAUUCUCUGUUUCUGGUGGACCUGCUGUGCUGUGGAGCCAUCCUCUUCCCGGUGGUAUGGUCAAUCAGACAUUUACAAGAAGCAUCAGCAACAGAUGGAAAAGGUGACAGCAUGGGACCUCUUCAGCAGAGAGCGAAUAUGAAAACCGGAAGUCCUGCAGGCACACCAGGACUUUCGUUCCACCGUUCUCGGGGACAUACCAUUAAGAAAGCACCCAUGUCUCGUCAGCAGAUAUCACAAGCCUCUGAAAGAGGGACAGAGUUGAUUAGAAUAGGGUGUCUUCUCCAUUCGUCCUCUUUCACUGAACUGGUUUAGGCUGUGGGGUGCUUUGGAGCCAAUCCACAAACGCAUAUUUCACUCUGAACUUGGAAGAGUGGUUAUGCUUGUGACCCUUCCAGAAACAGGGCAGCCACGUCCCCACGUUUGAAGUCUCCCCUGCGGAGAACUCAGGGGCAGCACGCUGUGCUGGCACACCAUCCUCGGGCACCUGCUCGGCUACCCCAGGACAGAGGUGAGGCGGCACGGGAGAGCUUGAGUGAGCGCACUGCCCACCGCCUGCUGGUCCUGGAAUGUUGCGGGUGACCCUCUCUGCUCCUCAGUUCGCCCGGCGUGAGAUCUAGAUCCUGGAGGCAGCUGACAGAGCAGAGGCCGUGGGCAGUAAAGUCUCCUGCGGGAUUUGGAAGCUUUUGGCCGGAUGGAGCCUGACACUUUGGUUCUUCUUCUUAGUCUCAUGAUUCCACUGACUCAUUACAUGACCUUGACCGCGACUUGGGCUUAAGAAUGUCAGUUUAAGUGCAGUCUAGGCUGACUGAUUGCAGGUGGGGGAAAGGCUGUUUGUAGUUGUUCUCCCUGCACUUGGGAUUCAUAUUGCUUUCUUUUCUUUUCUUUUUUUCUUUUUUCUUUUUUGAUAGGUAAGAAGUGGAUUUAUUUAGAGAGAAACACACUCCACAGAGUGUGGGCCAUCUCAGAAGGCGAGAGUGGCACCAGGGUACGGGGUUGUCAGUUUUUAUAGGAGCGGAUAAUUUCAUAGGUAAUGAGUGGGAGGUGUGUUCCAGCUAUCUGGGGGCAGGUAGCUUUCAAAGAAUGUGGGUGUGGAUUUGUUUACUUCUUUGUGUCUAGAUUCCUUUCGACAGAAGCUGAGAAAGUAUAAAGGAAAACAUUAAGGGCGAAGCUGCCCACUGUCCUUAAGUCGUGUCUUUGUCUCUCCUGUCACACGUGGUGGCUUCUCUCAGGUGCUCUGUCAUUUAGUGUCACUGCCGUGCCACAUCCUCUGAGAGGAGGCUUCGUUGAGUCUUCACAGGCACGCCCAGCUCUGCUGCGCUGUGUUUUGCCUUCCAGGAGUCACUGGCUGUUUCUGCCUUUGAGCCUGCACCCUUGUUCCCUUCUCUUCCUCCAGUGUCAUUACCUCAGAGGACUGGAUUGGGGAGACACACCAUACACCUAAUUAACAAUCUCUGCUUCUGAGCAUCUUCUUUUUUCCCCUUUUGUUUCUGAGGAAAUUUCAGCGGAAGCCUUCUUCGAAAUUUUAGCUUUCACGUGAGCGUCAAAAGCACUUAAACAAAUGGUGAUUGGCUGGUUGAAGAGGGUAUGGAGGAAAGGCUUCAUUCCCAGCUGCCGCUGUGUUCUGAAAGUAGCUGUGGCCUUGAGAGGGCAGCCGUGCUCAGGAGGGUCCUCAGGAUCAGAACUUCUUUCAUAAUAAGACUUUCGCAGCCUUCUUUGCUGUUGAUGUUUGCACUGAUGGUGCAGAAGCAGAGGUGGGUAAAACAGCUGGCGCCUUGGCAUGAUUCAGGACGGUGGCACCGAACUGUUAGUGGCCGCUGCAUCCUUCAUUACCAUCUACUUCCUGGGGGUGAAAAAGGCUCACUGCACUUAAGAAUGCCUUGAUGAGUUAGGAGAAAGCACUACUGUUGUUCAGUCUGGACCCUUCGAUGUUUGUCUUUACCAUCCUGUGUGGAAUGGGACGCACCCAGGAAGCACUUGUGCAGUGUCCCGGGCUGUGGUGGUCAUCUUGAGGAAAAGCGUGUGUGCAGUUGUUUGAGUUGUGAGCCAAACUAGCUGCUUUCUCUCGGGACACAGUUUUUAUUUGAAAGAAUGAUGACAGUCCAACUGUGUUUACUCAGACCUGGGCUUUUGACAAACAUUUUCCUGAAAAUGAACGAAGUGAAUGUGUCACUUCGUGAAAACAAUUUAAAAUAUUUGCUGUCAGUGAUCGAAUUUUCACUUGAAAGCACAGAUUUUAAUUUAGGAAAACUUAUAAUCUACCACUGUAAGCUUGACGGCUUCCCAGUUCUUAACAGACAUCUGGUGUGAGCAGGGGUGAUAUUAAACAAAUGUGACUUUAAAAAUAUUUUAUGAUACAAGUUUCAGUAUUUCAGAGAUCUGCUUAACUCAGUGAAACGAUAUUUUCUACCUGAUCACUGCAUGUUACGCAGUCAUGCGUGAAUAAAAGAUCCAUUCAGAGUCUAAGAUGGACCAGUGGAUUUUACUGUGACAGAGUGCGAAAGUUCAUGCUACAGGGACUUACCUGGUGGUGGAGUGAUUAAGAAUCUGCCUGCCAGUGCAGGGGACACGGGUCCGAUCCCUGGUCCACGAAGAUCCCACGUGCC
Molecule: messenger RNA, 4029 nt
Organism: Aethalodelphis obliquidens (Pacific white-sided dolphin)
Lineage: Eukaryota; Metazoa; Chordata; Mammalia; Artiodactyla; Delphinidae
Gene: GPR107
Product: G protein-coupled receptor 107
Exons: 15
Coding region: 209-1738 (509 amino acids)
Biological process (GO): clathrin-dependent endocytosis
Cellular component (GO): membrane; clathrin-coated vesicle; Golgi apparatus
Molecular function (GO): clathrin heavy chain binding
Source: RefSeq, a predicted model, not a curated record